GUUCGAGUAGCUUCCACCUUUGCCGCAUCCUCCGCGCUUCCGACGAAACCGUGGAGAACGGAACAAUCGGCGGCCAUCCAAUCCAAUCCGCUUGCUUCCUCUCCUCCUCCUCCUCCUCCCUCCUCCUCCUCGUCGCCUCGUCGGCAACCCGCGACACGCGCAGCAGGUGUAGGUUGAGUUAACAACAUUUGAUUAUGGAUCUGCCAUUGAUGGCUGCUAAAGCCUAUCAGUACAAAGCAGAACUGCUUGUUAAGGACUACCUGCUAGCAGAUUCGUAUGUUCCAUACGCCUCUGUGCUUGGCGGAAUUCUGAUGUGCAAGUUGGCGUUUGAUUUCACACGCUUUAUCAGUUCAUUCUACUUCAAAGGUUAUGCUUCUCUCACAAAGAUGCAAAAGAUUGAAUGGAAUAACAGGGGCAUGUCCACCGUCCAUGCAAUAUUCAUUACACUUAUGUCGACAUACUUAGUUUUCUUCUCGGGGUUAUUCUCUGACCAGCAGGAUGGGCCAGUAACAUUUAGAAGUUCAAGCCUCUCCAAUUUCACUCUAGGGGUCUCUGUUGGGUAUUUCAUUACGGACCUUGCCAUGAUACUAUGGCUUUACCCUUCACUUGGUGGAGUGGAGUAUAUUAUCCACCACAUACUGUCACUUACUGCUGUAACGUAUGCUAUGCUUUCUGGGGAAGGACAGUUAUACACAUACAUGAGUCUCAUAUCUGAGACUACUACACCUGGAAUCAACCUAAGAUGGUUCCUUGAUGUUGCUGGAAUGAAAAGAUCCAAAAGAUAUGUUGUUAAUGGAGUUGCAAUGUUUGUUACUUGGCUGAUUGCGAGGAUAAUUCUGUUCAUGUACUUGUUUUAUCAGAUCUUUUUACAUUAUGAUCAGGUUAAGCAGAUGGACACCUUUGGUUAUCUUCUGGUUUCUGUCGCACCUGCCGUACUGUUCGUGAUGAAUAUGAUAUGGUUUUCCAAGAUCUUAAGGGGUCUCAGGAAGACACUGGCCAAGAGGCAUUGAGGGGGUUUAAGGGGUAUUCAUGUACAGCCACGACCAUCCACCUAUCUGUAAAUUCCCUCAGCAGCCUAUAGCUUCUCAUUAGUCACGAUGGCUAAUCCUGGUAAUAUCAGCUUGGCCGUUAAAAUCCAGAUUUAUGAUUGGACGCCCAGCCUGUUAUGCAUGAUUGAUAUAUUAGUUUGUAUAUAUGUUUGGCUAUGGCUGUAUGUACUUUAACACCCAUUUUUUAAUAAAUGAUUAUUUCUUUA
Oryza brachyantha (malo sina) is the source of this 1255-nucleotide messenger RNA. Its product is annotated as TLC domain-containing protein 4-like. The transcript has 9 exons. Gene Ontology annotation, cellular component: membrane; endoplasmic reticulum. Gene Ontology annotation, biological process: lipid homeostasis. Lineage: Eukaryota; Viridiplantae; Streptophyta; Magnoliopsida; Poales; Poaceae. The record is from RefSeq and is a predicted model, not a curated record. Bases 195 to 1010 code for a protein of 271 amino acids.